Molecule: messenger RNA, 2305 nt
Organism: Ipomoea triloba (trilobed morning glory)
Lineage: Eukaryota; Viridiplantae; Streptophyta; Magnoliopsida; Solanales; Convolvulaceae
Product: myosin-binding protein 3
Exons: 3
Coding region: 167-2134 (655 amino acids)
Molecular function (GO): myosin binding
Source: RefSeq, a predicted model, not a curated record
CUCUAAAGUAAAGUUUGUCGAACUAAAAGGCAUUAUUUAGCUACUUGUUCACUUUUGGUUUAGCUCCAACGGCUAGAAAGGCUCCCCAAAAUGAUAUGCCCUUUUGCUUAGUAGUGUUUAAGAAGAGAGUAAAAAAAAACCUGUGUGAUCUUCCCAGCAGGCAUCAAUGGCUGCCAACAAAUUUGCAGCAAUGUUGCACAGUAUGACUGCAGUUUUAGUGUCUGCAGUUCUUGAAUGGAUUCUCAUACUUCUCCUCCUCCUCAGCUCCACCUUGUCCUAUCUCACCGAGAGAUUCGCCGCCUAUUUUGGCCUUAAACCGCCCUGCAAUUGGUGUUCGAGGAUCAAUCGCGUGCUGCAGACUGAUAAAAAUGCACAUUUCAGUCGAGAUCUUUUCUGUGAGGAUCAUGCUCGAGAGGUUUCCAAACUCGGGUACUGCUCGAAUCAUCGGAGGCUUGCUGAAUCGGGGAGGUUAUGCAGCGAUUGCUCGCCUUCUAGACUGCCCGAGAAUGCUGCAGAGACCACUGGAAUCUCUGCAAGUAUUGGCUUCUUUACUUGGGUGAAUGAGAGUGCAGCAGAGAAUAAGGAGAAUUGCAGGUGUUCUUGCUGUGAUGAGAGCUUGAGCAAGAAGCUUGAUCUUCCUUGCCUGCAGUUCAAGCCUUCUUGGGAUAUUCUUCAUCACAUCUGGAAAACCAGAGUGGUGAAUGAUGAGAGAUAUGAAGAAUUUGAACUCUCUGCAGAUCAAAAGAAUGGCAACAAAGCCAAAAAUUGUGAUAAUCUUGCCUUCCAUGAUUCUGAUACUGAGAGUUUCAGUUUCGGGCCGAUAGUGGAGCAGGAUUGUUCGAUUUCAGUAUCGAAUUUUGCAGAUGAAGGAAGCGGAUGCCAGAAGCCGAGUUUUCCAGAAGAUGAAUUACAGCAGUCUUGCAAAGUUCAUCUCAAUGAUCUGCAGAAUGAUGAGGAGAAACGCGCCUUCUUGGAUGAUGGGAGAGACGAUUUGCAGGCCGAUGCAGAUGAUUUCAAGGUGGUUGUUUCAGAGCCUGACAAUUUCCCAGAACAUGAACAGCAGAACUGUUUCAGAAUCCUAAAUGUUGGAGCUGAUGAAUCUUCAGACAACAUAGUAAGCGUGUUAUUGGAAGAAGGCGGGGACGAGAAUUUCACCAUCGAGCAGCUGAAAUCCGCGGUGAAGGCACAGGAAAAGGCGUUGAAUGCAUCGUAUGCAGAGCUCGAGGCAGAACGAAAUGCUGCAGCCAUAGCUGCGAGCCAGACAAUGGCUAUGAUCUCAAAGCUGCAGGAGGAAAAGGCUGCAAUGCAGAUGGAGGCAUUGCAGUACCAGAGAAUGAUGGAAGAGCAAUCCGAGUACGACCAGGAAGCACUGCAGAUCCUAAACGAUCUGAUGACGAAGCGGGAGAAAGAGAAGCAAGAACUCGAGAAGGAGCUCGAGACUUCCCGGAAGAAGGUUUCAUAUUAUGAAUCCAGAGAAACGAGAAGGAGAAGUAAGCAAUCUCCUGCUUCUCCUCCGAGCAGUCCCACAAAUGAACUCUCGAAUCGUUUCACCUGUGAAGGGAAACACGACAACAUUAGUAUCUCCAACAUAGACUCGAUCACGAGGGAAUCAGACACAGAUUCCCUCAAGCAUAUCAGCAUUCUCGACAAAUCAGUGAUAGAAUUCGAGGAAGAGAGGACAUCCAUCUUACAAGAGCUCAAGGAACUCGAAGACAGGCUUUUAGCCCUAGCAGACGAAAAUGGAACACUUCAUCAUCCUACUGAUCAUUUCCCAGAAGAUUAUGAUCACAGCCUUUAUGAGAGCUAUGUCCAUAGCUUCCUAGAACAAAAUGGAUCAUCAGAGAGAGAAUCACUAAGCUCCACAGCAAAGAAUCUGCUGCCCCUUCUCGACGAAGAAGCAGAAUCCAUCGAAGAAGAGCUCGAAGAACACAGUCCUUCUGUGAUGAUCAACAGCAGACUUGCCAUAAUGGAGGAAUUCGGGCACGUGUACGAGAAGCUACAAGCUCUCGAAGCAGACAAGGAAUUUCUGAAGCACUCCAUAAGCUCAUUGAAGAAAGGGGACAAGGGACUAGAUCUCCUCCAAGAAAUUUUGCAGCAUCUUCGCGAUCUCAAGUCAGUCGAAUCUGCAAACUAAGCCCGCUCUGCAAGGACAUUCAACUUUGCUGGAGAAAGAGACUCCCAGCUUAGAUGUGCUGUAAUGUGCACUAGAAUUUGUGUAUGUCUUGGCCAUGGCUAUCUUGUAUGAAUAUACUGUUUUACAAAACUACAGAUUUAUGGUUUAUGGUAUAGGCCCAACGGUUCAGUA